Molecule: messenger RNA, 1542 nt
Organism: Adineta ricciae
Lineage: Eukaryota; Metazoa; Rotifera; Eurotatoria; Adinetida; Adinetidae
Source: the annotation of a GenBank genome assembly
AUGAUGGCGACGAAUUGUCCAGGCGACGAAUUGCCCGUCGACGAAUUGUCCGCGACGAAUUGUCCGUCCACCGCCUAUGGUGCUGCCAUUCUGGCGGCUAUUUUAACAGAUUAUCGAUCAGCGAAGAUCAAAGACGUAGUUUUACUUGAUGUAAUACCUUUCUCCUUGGGCUUUGAAACAGCAGGUGGUGUAAUGACAACCAUAGUCAAGCGUAACACAACUAUUCCUACAAAGCAAACUCAAACAUUUACAACUUAUGCUGAUAAUCAAUCUGUUUUCAAUGUUUGUGUUUACGAAGGAGAACGAUCCAUGACAAGAGACAACCGCUUACUGGGACAGUUUAGUCUGACUGGUAUUCCACCAGCACCCCGCGGUGUGCCACAAAUUGAGGUGACGUUUGAUAUUAAUGCUAACGGUGUCUUGAAUGUCUCUGCUAUUGAUAAAUCCACUGGACGUGAACAUAGAAUGACGAUUACAAAUGAUAAACAUCGACUGUCAAGCAGUGAUAUAGAAAGAAUGAUUACUGACGCUGAAAAUUAUAGAACAGAAGAUAAACUACAACGAGGUCGCAUUGAAGCGAAGAAUUCACUUGAGUUAUUUUGUUACAAUAUCAAUGCAACGCUGGUUGGUGAAAAUCUGAUAGGUCGAAUUGACUUUGUUGAAGAUACUUUAAGCUGGAUUGAAAUGAAUGAGUUUGCUACAAAAGAAGAGUUCGAAGACAAAAUGAAACAAGUGGAAAUAUUGCAUGCGGCAAUACUCUCAAAAGAUCAGCAAGGCAAAUCUUUGACCAGUACACCACGGGUUAUUAUUAAUGAAAGAAAUCGAACGGUACGUAUCGUAUGUCUGAGUGAUACAUACUCUCGAUAUGGAUUUACACUUCCUGCUGGCGAUAUCCUAUUGCAUACAGGCAACUUUUCGAUGUCAGGCGAACAAAAUGAAAUCGAACAGUUCGUUGCGGUUUUCAAGUCUCUAUCACAAUUUCGACUGAAAAUAUUCAUUGCGGGCAAUCACGAUAUCACUCUAGACGAAAUGUUCUAUGAGAACAAUUGGAAACGUUGGCAUAGCAAUCGCAAACAAAAUGCUACACAACUCAAACAACUUCUAUGUGAUCCCUCAUUAGCAAUCAAUUAUGGAAUUGUUUAUUUGGAAGAAAAGCAGUUCAUUGAUAAUGUUACUGGUCUGAAAUUUUAUGGCAGUCCGUAUCAACCAGCAGAUGGCCAUUCAGCUUUUAAUUUACCAAUCAACAGUAUCGAAAUUCGAGAUGCCUGGUCUCGAAUCCCGGAUGACGUGAACGUUCUUCUCACUAACUGCCCGCCGACCAACAUACUUGAUAAAAAUAACCUAAACAUACAUGUUGGCUGUGCUCAACUGCUUGCUCGUGUUACUUCAAUCAAACCACGUUUACAUGUAUUUGGUCAUGUUCGUGAAGCAUGCGGACGUGUAAAUCGUGACUUGACGACAUUUGUUAAUGCAUCGAUUUGUAAUCUGAAUUAUGAAACUGUACACGAACCUAUUGUCAUCGAUUUGGAGUUAAAGGACUGA